Molecule: messenger RNA, 3399 nt
Organism: Prunus armeniaca (apricot)
Lineage: Eukaryota; Viridiplantae; Streptophyta; Magnoliopsida; Rosales; Rosaceae
Source: the annotation of a GenBank genome assembly
AUGUGUCAAGCACUGCUAUCGCAGAAGAACGAGAGUGGCGAGACUGCCUUACACAUUGCGGCCGGACAUGGGCGUGCUGAUAUAGUUGAACUUCUCAUUCAAACUGCAAAAGCUCGUCGUUGUGAAGACCUAGAGCAAGGGGCUGCCACCUUCACUUUAUCAUCAUCAUCAGAAGAAGAAGCAGCCUACUGGAAGAUUUUCAUAAGGACACCCAGUAAAGAGAAGGACACAGCAUUGCACGAGGCAGUGCGGUUUAAGCACCUUGGUGUGGUGGAGAUAUUGAUCAGAGAAGACCUUGACUUUUCCUACCCUCCUAAUGUUGCUGGGGAGACUCCACUUUAUUUGGCUUCCGAGAGGAGAUACAAAGCUUUGUUCUCUGAAAUACUUCGCACUUGCAAGCAUCCAACUUACCAAGGCCCCAAUGGUAGAACCGCUUUGCAUGCUGCAGUGAUUUACGGUGAUGAAGGAAGAGAAAUACUAAACAAGAAAACGGAUUUGGCAAUAGUGACAGACGAAAAAGGAUGGACUCCACUUCACUACGCUGCAUCCUAUGAUCAUGCUUCAAUUGUUAUACAACUACUAGAAACUGAUAAAUGCAGUGCCUACAUGGGUGACGAAGCUGAUAAGAAGACCGCUCUUCACAUUGCAGCCUCCAAGGGCCAUGUUAAUGUAAUGAAACAACUUAUUUCCUAUUGUCCUGAUUGUUGCAAAGUGGUCGACCAAAGACGUCGAAAUGCUCUUCAUUAUGCCUUGGAGAAGAGUCAAUCUCGAAUUAUAGAUUUUGUUAUGAAGGAUACAUGGCUUAGCAACGUCCUUUUAAAUGCCAAGGAUGAUGACGGCAACACACCCCUCCAUCUACUUAAUGCUCCUAUCUACAACCAGAUUCCUUUCAUUACUGAUGCUAGGGUUGAUAAGAUGGCAUUCAAUAAGGAACACAUGAACGCUCUCGACGUCAUUAAAGCUAAUGAUAAUGUUAAAUAUAAGAUAAAAGUUGUCAGGUCUGAUAGGGGAGGUGAAUAUUAUGGGAAAUUUGAUCAAACUGGCAGACACCCUGGACCUUUUGCUAAGUAUUUGCAGGAAUGUGGAAUUGUUGCACAAUACACCAAUCCAGGAACUCCAGAGCAGAACGGUGUAGCUGAAAGAAGAAAUAGAACACUCAAGGAUAUGGUGAGGAGUAUGAUCUGCAAUUCACAGCUACCUAAUUACCUAUGGGGCGAGGCAAUAAGGACAGAAAACUACAUCCUAAACCGUGUACCAAGUAAGGAAGUAUCAAAGACCCCUUUUGAGCUAUGGACUAACAGAAAGCCGAGCCUCAACCAUUUGCAUAUAUGGGGGUGCAAGGCAGAAGCAAAAGUCUUCAAUCCACAAGAGAAGAAAUUGGAUCCCAAGACCAUAAGUUGUUUUUUUGUAGGUUAUCCAGAGAAGACGAAGGGGUACAGAUUUUAUUGUCCAAAUCAUACAACAAGGCUUGUGGAAACAGGUAGGGCAGUUUUUCUAGAAAAUGUCCAUGAAGAAAGGAAGGCCACAGAUUUCGUUUUUGAAGAGCUGGGUGAAAUUGCAAUUGAGCCAGCAAAGCAAAGUGUGCAAGUUCCACAUAUAAGUGAAAUACAAGGGGAAGAUUAUGAAGAUAUGGAACCUGAACAAGAAGACAUGAAUGAAAUUCAAGUCCAGGAAACUCAAGAUGUGAACAAUGAAGUAGUUCAGCCACAAGAAGCACCAGCUCCACAGAGAAGAUCUAACAGAAAUAGAAGACCAGCAAUAUCUCAAGAUUAUGUAGUGUAUUUACAAGAAUCAGAGUUUAUGGCAUCAGAUUUUGAAGAUCCUUUGUUUUUCAAUGAAGCAAUUAAUAGUCCAGAGGUAUUGAAAUGGAAAGAAGCCAUGGAAAGUGAAUUAGAUUCAAUGGAAAACAAUCAGGUGUGGGAUUUAGUAGAGCUGCCAGAAGGAGUGAAGCCAAUAGGGUGUAAAUGGGUGUUCAAAACCAAGAAAGACUCAAUGGGCAACAUAGAAAGAUUCAAGGCCAGAUUAGUUGCAAAAGGUUUUACUCAAAAAGAAGGAAUAGAUUAUAGUGAAACUUUUUCCCCAGUUUCAACUAAAGAUGCUUUUCGGAUUAUCAUGGCUCUUACUGCACAAUAUGACCUGUUUUUACAUCAAAUGGAUGUAAAGACAACCUUUUUAAAUGGGAGACUGGAUGAAGAAAUAUAUAUGGUGCAACCUGAGGGUUUUAUAAAGGAAGGAGAAGAGCAUUUGGUCUGCAAACUCAAGAAGUCCAUUUAUGGACUGAAUCAGGCAUCAAGGCAAUGGUACUUGAGGUUUGAUGAAGUUGUAAGCUCACAAGGCUUCACAGAGAAUCCAGUGGAUGAGUGUAUUUAUCUAAAAUUUAGUGGGAGCAAUUUCAUCUUCUUAGUACUCUAUGUCGAUGAUAUUUUACUGGCCACUAACAAUUUGUCUAUGCUUGCUGCAAAGUUUUUUUUGUCAUCACAUUUCGAGAUGAAAGAUAUGGGGGAGGCGUCUUAUGUGCUAGGAGUAGAGAUACACAGAGACAGAAGUCGUGGUAUGCUUGGUUUAUCACAGAAGGGAUACAUAGAAAGAGUGCUUAAAAGAUUUAAUAUGUUAUCUUAUGCAUCUGGAGAAGUUCCUAUUACAAAAGGAGACAAACUAAGUAGAGCUCAAAGUCCUCAAAAUGAGUUGGAGAAAGAAGAGAUGAAGAACAGACCCUAUGCAUCUUUAGUGGGCAGCUUAAUGUAUGCUCAAGUAUGCACAAGACCAGACAUUGCCUUUGCAAUUAGUGUGUUAGGCAGAUUUCAAGCAAAUCCAAGGAAUGCACAUUGGAUAGCGGCCAAGAAAGACAUGAGAUAUUUUCAAAGGACAAAGAGUUUUAUGCUGGUUUAUCAGAGACAAGAAAGCUUGGAGUUAGUAGGAUAUUGUGAUUCUGAUUUUGCAGGUUGUCCAGAUGAUUUAAAGUCUACAUCAGCAUUUGUUUUCUUGCUAGCAAGAGGAGCUGUUUCAUGGAAAAGUUCGAAGCAAAGCACCGUGGCUGCUUCAACGAUGCAGGCUGAGUUUGUUGCUUGUUAUGAGGCCACCAUCCAAGCAUCUUGGUUGAAGAAUUUUAUAACAGGUUUGUGUGUGGUGGAUUCGAUUGCCAGACCUGUGCAAAUUUUCUGUGAUAAUAGUGCAACAGUAUUUUAUUCCAGAAACAACAAGAGGUCAGCGGGUACAAAACAUCUUGAAAUAAAGUUUCUGUUAGUGAGAGAGAAGAUUAAGCAAGGCCAGACUCGGAUUGAUCACAUAAGCACACAUGAUAUGAUUGCUGACCCUUUGAAUAAAGCAAUUCCCAACAGUAUAUUCAAGAGACAUGUGACUAGCAUGGGGAUUUUGGCUAGUUUCGAUGAUGCAGAAUAG